CAAAAAAUGCUCUUGCUGACGUCAUUCCAUGACGUCACGGCGUACGAGGUACGCUUCCGACGAGCCAGCCGAAAAUGGCGGAGUAUCUGGCGUCCAUUUUCGGCACAGAGAAAGACAAGGUCAAUUGUUCCUUCUAUUUUAAAAUUGGAGCUUGCAGACAUGGAGACCGCUGCUCGAGAUUGCACAACAAACCCACUUUCAGCCAGACUAUUUUGAUACAAAACAUCUACCGGAACCCUCAGAACAGCGCACAGACGGCCGACGCGUCGCGCUGCGCCGUCAGUGAUGUGGAAAUGCAGGAGCACUAUGACGAGUUCUUUGAGGAGGUCUUCACGGAGAUGGAGGAAAAGUACGGGGAAGUAGAAGAGAUGAACAUUUGCGACAACUUGGGCGACCAUCUUGUUGGCAACGUCUACGUCAAGUUCCGUCGCGAAGAGGAUGCGGAAAAAGCUGUCCUGGACUUGAACAACCGCUGGUUCAACGCCCAGCCCGUCCACGCUGAGCUCUCCCCUGUCACUGACUUCAGGGAAGCUUGCUGCCGCCAAUACGAAAUGGGAGAGUGCACCCGAGGUGGCUUCUGCAACUUCAUGCACCUGAAACCUAUAUCGAGGGAACUUCGGCGAGAGUUGUACGGACGUCGUAGAAAAAGGCAACGCUCGCGUUCCCGGGACAGACGCUCCCGUUCGAAGGAUCGGCGGCGGGACCGUGAAAGACGGCGGUCGAGAGACAGAGAACGCUCAGGAAGGUUCUGAAGACCUCGACCAAAAGCCUCACAGUGGAAACGCUCAUUUCGACUUUUGGUGACUUCUUAUCGUGCUUUUCUUUCCUUCCUUUUUUUUUUACAAACGGCUGCUCGCUUUCUCAAUAAAACAGAUUUGUUACUCUGCUUUGUUUACUUCA
Syngnathus acus (greater pipefish) is the source of this 900-nucleotide messenger RNA. RefSeq names its product splicing factor U2AF 35 kDa subunit-like. The transcript is spliced from 8 exons. Gene Ontology annotation, cellular component: U2AF complex; spliceosomal complex. Lineage: Eukaryota; Metazoa; Chordata; Actinopteri; Syngnathiformes; Syngnathidae. The record is from RefSeq and is a predicted model, not a curated record. Gene Ontology annotation, molecular function: pre-mRNA 3'-splice site binding; metal ion binding. Bases 75 to 752 code for a protein of 225 amino acids. Gene Ontology annotation, biological process: mRNA splicing, via spliceosome.